Corticium candelabrum is the source of this 309-nucleotide messenger RNA. RefSeq names its product methionine-R-sulfoxide reductase B1-A-like. Gene Ontology annotation, cellular component: nucleus. The record is from RefSeq and is a predicted model, not a curated record. Gene Ontology annotation, biological process: protein repair. The transcript has 2 exons. The coding region runs from base 10 to 309 and encodes 99 amino acids. NCBI's taxonomy places the organism in Eukaryota, Metazoa, Porifera, Homoscleromorpha, Homosclerophorida, Plakinidae. Gene Ontology annotation, molecular function: L-methionine (R)-S-oxide reductase activity; peptide-methionine (R)-S-oxide reductase activity.
GUACUACGCAUGCGUGCAGAAUUCAUUACAAAAAGGAUGUCUUUCUGCGGCUGGACCGGAGAAAAGUACAAAAAUCACUUUGGAGAUGGUAUCUACGUGUGCUCUCAGUGCGGCUACGAGCUGUUCAAUAGUAUAACGAAAUUCAAGCAUGACUCGCCUUGGCCAGCGUUUACGGAAACAAUGCACACAGACAGCGUAUCGAAGCGAGAAGAGUCACCACGAGCUCUUAAAGUCAGCUGCGGCAAAUGCGGCAACGGAUUGGGACACGAAUUCCUGGGAGAUGGUCCGGACGGCAAGUCUCGAUUCUGA